Linum trigynum is the source of this 986-nucleotide messenger RNA. NCBI's taxonomy places the organism in Eukaryota, Viridiplantae, Streptophyta, Magnoliopsida, Malpighiales, Linaceae. The record is from the annotation of a GenBank genome assembly.
CUAUGUAAUAUGACAUUUGUGUUCCAACCUAUAAUAGUUGUGUAUCAUUUAUGUCCUAAUAAUUUCGUUGAGCGUCAUAGAUAACGGUUGACCAGACGAAAGUCAACUUUAACAUUGACUAGCCUCGUCUUCCACCGUCUCCUCUAGUACGAUCGGAGUCGAGCUCCUCGCAGAGCCACUGAUGUUCUUCCCGGAGCAAUAAAACCCCUCCCGUAAGGUCUUUGGAUUUUCUCAAGCCCCUUCCCCUGAAAAUCCCCCCAAAUCAAAACGAGCUCUUUCCUUCUCUCCCUCUCCUAAACCAAACAAGAACGUAAAAAAUUCCAAUCUCCUCCUCUCGUCACCGUCCUCGAAUUCAAUUUCCAUACCGGCGCACAGGAAGAAAUUCUCCUUCUCAUCCUUCAAAGACAUCCAAGCCAGACCAUGGCGGAGGCGGAAUCAGAAUCGACUCAUCCGCCUAAGUCGCCUUCCAUCUUCCACCGCAAUUGGAUUUCCAGCUUCGUCCUCCGCUACCGCUGCAAGUCUAACCCUCCCGCUCUCUCGCAACUGAAGGAGGCACAACAGAUCUUGGGGACCACCGGGAAGGUGACGCUCCCGGUUUUCCUGAUCGGCGGCGAUGGAGGAUUCAGGAGGAGAUAGAGAGAGAGUGCAGGCCAGUGGGAGAUCUGAGUGAGCGGCAACGAUGGAGGCGGAUCUACCUCUGGUGGCGACGAAGGAGGUGAGAGGUAGUGCAGUUCACCAGCUACUGGAUUUGGGAGUUUUCUCUCCUCUCCAACAUACAACCCUCUCUCUUGCUGCUGCUAGUCGACUAACGUUGUCGAUCUGAUUUCUGGCCAAGGAUUUGUUGACUCUGGUAUUGAUGUUGCGAUUUGGAUGCGUUGGAUUUUGGGGAACUUCUAAAAGUAGCAGAGUGGCUAUCGCCGAUCUGUAUUUCCCAUUUAUUUAGUUUGUUAUUUUUACUUUGUUUUUAAUAAAAAUUGAAUUAAAUA